Dunckerocampus dactyliophorus (ringed pipefish) is the source of this 3669-nucleotide messenger RNA. RefSeq names its product SV2 related protein b (gene svopb). The record is from RefSeq and is a predicted model, not a curated record. Bases 530 to 2089 code for a protein of 519 amino acids. Lineage: Eukaryota; Metazoa; Chordata; Actinopteri; Syngnathiformes; Syngnathidae. Gene Ontology annotation, biological process: transmembrane transport. Gene Ontology annotation, cellular component: membrane. Gene Ontology annotation, molecular function: transmembrane transporter activity. The transcript has 16 exons.
GAUGGCUGCUUAUUUACCAAACGAGAGCAGCAUGAUUUAACUAUGCACGAGAGGUUACUCCUUGAAACUGGCGACAAACUUUUAAAUUAGCCAUAGUUCCGCUAAAAUAGAGUAAAUGUGAACGCCAUACAGCAGCUUUACGGCUUACACCUUCCUGACAUUAUUAUUCAGGAGAACGUUUAAGUUAACACCCGCCGCCACGUAUAGUGUAAUGUUCCGCCAAUUAGAAUCAACCAGAAUGAGAUUCUCCUAUUCGGGGAGAGCUAGGCCUGUCAAUCAAGUUGAUCCUACUAAUGGUUACGCCUACUUUUCUUCCGACGUGGAGUUGCGUCGCUGCCACGAGACAUCCUCACCACUUAGCGGUGUUUAAAAAAUAAACUUCUGGUGUUUUACUUUCUGGCGUGACCACGCCCUCUUUUCCAGGUAUUUUGUUUCUCUGAUUUUGUCCUGUGCUAAAUGUGUGCAAAACUCCACCAGCAGGUUUGACAGCAUCUUGCGUGCAGACAGCAGACACACAGGGAACACAAAAAUGGAGAAGUGGGGCAAGUCGGCUACUGUCACUUACAAGCGUUGGCGAAGUCCCAAUCACUGUACAGAGGGAAAUAAUGUGGAACCUAAAGGUGAAUCCUCUAGUGCAGACAAGGACAUUUGCUCUAUAAACUUCAACCCCGGAUGCAGAAAGUCUUCAUUCUCCUCCAAUACAACUGAAGAAACAUUCACGCUUGAUGCAGCGCUGGAUGCUAUCGGCUUUGGAUGGUUCCAGUGGAAAAUGUUACUUCUCACCGGUUUUUCCUGGGUGGCCGAUGCCAUGGAGAUGAUGAUCCUCAGCAUUCUUGGCCCGCAGUUACAUUGUGAGUGGAGGCUGCCCAGCUAUCAAGUGGCCUUCAUUACAUCGGUGGUAUUCAUUGGAAUGGCCUUCAGUUCCUCAUUAUGGGGCAACUGGUCGGACAAGUACGGCAGGAAAAAGGUGCUGACCAUUUGUAUGUGCUGGACUCUUUACUACAGCCUACUGAGUGCCUUCGCUCCUGGGUAUGGGUGGCUCUUGGUGUUACGAGGUCUCGUAGGCUUCGGCAUCGGAGGAGCACCUCAAUCAGUGACGCUGUACUCAGAAUUGCUUCCUUCGAAGGCGAGAGGCAUCUCCGUCACCCUGAUAUCGGCAUUCUGGUCUCUGGGCUGCGUCUUUGAAGUCCUCCUUGCCUUGUGGAUCAUGCCAGCUCUUGGCUGGCGGUGGUUGCUGAUCCUGUCUGCUGCACCGUUGGCCAUUUUUAUUUGCUUUUGCUUCUGCUUGCCGGAAAGUCCUCGUUUUGACCUGCUGAACGGAAACAGAGCAAAAGCCAUGGCGACGUUGCAGUACAUGGCUCAAGAAAACGGCAAGGCCCUACCGCGAGGGACGAUGGUCUGUAACAUUCAUAAUAAACAUGGGCGGCUCAGAGACCUCUUUACACCACAGUACUACAAAACUACACUUCUCCUCUGGUUCCUAUGGUUUUCCUAUGCCUUUAUCUACUACGGGAUAAUCCUGCUGACAACAGAGAUGUUCCAAGCUGGAGAUUCAUGUGGAGCGACACAAGAGGCUAAAGUUGAACCAAGCUGUAGUCUGGAAUGCAAGUUGUUGACCUCAGUGGACUACAAAGCCUUUUUAUGGACAACCUUGGCUGAAUUCCCAGGUCUUAUAGUUAUUCUGGGGGCAGUGGACUGCUUGGGCAGGAAGAAGACCAUGGCACUCUCCUUCUUCAUGUUCUUUUUAAGCAUCCUAACUUUAUAUGCUUGUAUUGGCAGGGUAGCGCUCACACUCUUCAUCUUCAUUGCUAGGGCCUUCAUCUCUGGAGGCUUCCAAGUGGUUUUUGUUUACACACCAGAGGUGUUCCCAACAGAGACCAGAGCUUUAGCCAUGGGCUUUUCCAGCGCGUUCUCCAAGUUGGGCGCCCUGAUCACCCCCUUUGUGGCACAGGUGCUGCUCAGACAGUCGGUGUACUUGACCCUGGCCGUGUACUGUGGCUGCUCUCUGCUGGCUGGCAUCGUGUCCCUGCUCCUUCCGAUCGAGACCAUAGGAAGGGCCCUUCAGGAGUCCAAACAGGAAGGGAUCUGAUGCUCAGGUCAGCCACCCAGGCACAAAGGUGGACACCAAGGGGGCCCGAUGAAAGCAGGACUGCUGGGGACGACAUUUCAUGCUGCUCAGAAAAGAUGGACUGAAUCAAAUCGAGUGAUGAUGAGUGAAGAGAGGCACAGUGGAACCUCGGUUUUCACACGCCCCAGUUGAUGCAGAAUUCGGGUUUUGACAAAAAAUUCUUGGAAAAAUACGUCUCGGUUAUCGUAUGGCCAAAUAGUGCCCAAACAAAGCACCCAUGCGUUGCUGACUCAGACUCUGUGAAAAAUGGAAGUUGUUCUUUUAGAGUUGGGACGCUAGUCAGAUUCCAGGCAGGGGGUUCCUUAAUCAUCUUUUUUAUGUGUGCGUGAGAGGUUUAUUUGUUCAUAGAACACUCACAGAACAAUUAACAACUCAGUUUCUGUCUCCUUUGUUUCUCCUAAUAAGCACAGUGCUCAUUGUGCUCGCACUUUGUUUUUUCCUUAUAGCUGCAAAAUAACCUACGACGACACCAAAGAAAGUUGCACGUGCCAGAACUUUGAUAAAGAACGAGAGAAAUUAUUGAAUUAAAAAAAGAACGAAAAUACCAGGGUAGCAUCUGUUACAAUAGGAUUGUAAUAUAAUUUAAAGGAAGGAACCUUAAACACUUGUUCCAGGGGGAAAGGUUUAAAGGAGACACAUAAUAGAUAGUGGGCCGGGCCGGUGUGUGUGUGUAAUGAUUGUACCUACUGCUGAAGUUUACAAUGUCCACUCAUUCAAGUUGAGUUUGUGAUGGACCAAAACAGCGUCCGCGUGGAUCUUCCAUGCCCUCCAUAUUUCCUCCUUCGGUUUUUGCACGUUUCGGUUUUUGUUUUUGGAAGGUUUUAAUGAGGAAAACCGAGGUUCCACUGUAUCUCUUUCAGGUCAAGACGGGUUAAUGGAGGAAAAGCCUGCAAGUGCUAUUCGAGCCAAUAGUCACAAGUGGGGUAAAAGUAUUUAUUUGUUAAAACGUGCAGUUUUUUCAUUAAAGUCAUUCAAUCUGCUCUAAAAUCUCACUCACUCUAUAUUAGAAUCCAGAAAAUCUGGAAAUUGGCACUGGGAGGUAGAGGGAUGAUCAGUUGCUUUUAAAGUUAUAAUAUAUACAGCAUAUAAAAUGUAUAUUUCUGUCAGUGGCAGGCAGUGCAUUUGGUACCUGAGCCUUCAAUGGCGACUUAAACGACUUACGCCACCUCUUAACACCGCCAUUGUCAUGUCGCAAUUAUACAAACUAAUAAUACACAAAUGCAAUAUUACAAGGUGUGGCAUUGGAGAGAGGCAUUUGGCUUGUUGGGGAUGAAUACAUUUAUUGCUAAAGCACAAACCCAGUUAACAGUAUACAACAGGUUAUCUUGCAAUUCACUUUACCUGUGUUCCAUUCACUUCAAGGAGGCUAACCGUCAUCGUGAUAGUACUGUGCAGAUGAAAAAUGGGAAAUGUUAUGUUAUUUUGAAAUGUAUUGUUGGUAAGUUUUUUUUGUUACUGUAAUGGCUGUGAAUGUGAAGAAAAGGCACUGCUUUUUGUGAAUCAAAUAAAAUAAAUCUUCUGACAGGCCAUUAUAUUCUGUU